Messenger RNA from Heterocephalus glaber (naked mole-rat), 3313 nucleotides. It is a transcript of the gene Zbed3, whose product is annotated as zinc finger BED-type containing 3. NCBI's taxonomy places the organism in Eukaryota, Metazoa, Chordata, Mammalia, Rodentia, Bathyergidae. Gene Ontology annotation, biological process: regulation of transcription by RNA polymerase II. The record is from RefSeq and is a predicted model, not a curated record. Gene Ontology annotation, molecular function: DNA binding.
AUUCCAUUAAAUGGACUUUGCAAUCCAGUACAAAGAAAAAAAAUCCAUUUAAAAAAUGACAGGCCAGGAGUGUAGCUGAGGGGCGGAGCACGUGCUGCUCGGUAUUCACGUCCUGGGUUUCAUCCCCAGUACCAAAGGGGUAAAAAAGUCCAAAUCAGUCAGGGUGGAUCAUAUUACCGUACAGUUUGCUGCCAGCCACUUUUUCUUUUAAGAAUGACGCUUCCUUCCCGCCCAUUGGCUGCAGCCUUAGUCAUGUUACUUGCCUUGACCAAUAACACAAGAGCAGAGUGUCACGUGUGUGCCGGUCCUGUCUAAAGCUGUUACAUCCGGGAACGUCCUACGGCUCCUGUUAAACUAUUUGCAGUUCGAAAUCGGCGGUGGCAACAUGGCCAUUGAAAGAGCAAAGACUAUAAAUCAAGACUUCUCUCCCCCGCCCCUGAAGUUGGUCUAGCAGCUCUCCAAAGAGUGGUCUUACAAAGGAGAUCUCAGCUGGAUGUGAUGGCGCACGCCUGUUACCCCAGCACUCUGGGAGGCUGAUCCCUGGGAUCACAAAUUCGAGCCCACCCUGGGCAAUUUAGUGACUUGGCGAGACCUGGUCUCAAAGUAAAAAUUUAAAAGAGGCUGAUAACGGGGAGGGGGGAACUGCUGCAGAGGAUGUAACUUCCUUGGGAAGUGAACCCCUGUUCGGAGCUCGGCGUUGCGGGGCGGUUUCUUACCAGAGCCCAGGGCAGCGGGACCCCAGCUAGGACUGGGCACGGGUUUCUCCUCCCAGCCGGGGCGGGGCCGCGGACGCCCGAGCCAGGUCUUGGAAGGUGAAUGACGCAUACGCGAGGACAGCAGCCCCUUCCCAGCCUCUCCAAGCUCCGGGGACCCCCCGAGACUCGAGAAUUGGGUGCUGUGUCUUUAAAGGGAGUGGGGGCUUCCGGUGGGGUCUACGCGCCCUCAGGGCGCCGGGAGAGGACUGGCUGAGGGGACCGAGGGGGAGACGGAGCGGAGAUCGUGGAGGACACAGGGGCGCAGGGCUCGGGUAGAGGGGUCCAAAGCCUGCCUACCGCGGCUCCACUCCCUACCCCAGCCUCUGAGGCCACGCCCCCCGCCGUCCCCGCCGGGUCCCGCCCUCCCCGCGGUGCUGAACAAAGGGACUCGGUCCUCGGGGCGCCCUGGGCGGUUCUCUGUGAACACUGACUGCCGGCCGAGGACCUGAAGCUUCGCCAAGCCAAGGGUUUUUAGCCCUAGGAAAGGAAGGAAGAAGGACUCGCCCCAGCUGAACUUGUGAUCAGCAGCUACUACAAGGACACCGUGUUUCAGAGCCGCUGCUGUAGAAAUAGCUUAUCCUUCCCAGUUGUGUUUAACCAGAGAGCAUCUGGACCUUUAGCAUCUCCUUGUUGCUGAUUCAGAAGCUGGCAUCAGGCACAGGCACUGGAGAGGUCACUGAGACACUGCGAAAGCGAUGCCCAGUGAAGAGCCUGCACUGACCAUGGAAGAGAACAGCGGGCUGGACGAAGCUGCGGUGCAGGGCGGCCCAUGCCCGGGCCGCCUGGGGGCGCCCUACGCCGAGGCCUGGGGGUACUUUCACCUGGCACCUGCGCGCCCCGGGCACCCGUCUGGCCGCUGGGCCACUUGCCGGCUGUGCGGGGAGCAGGUGGGCCGCGGCCCGGGCUUCCAGGCGGGCACCUCGGCUCUGUGGCGACACCUGAAGAGCGCGCACCGGCGGGAGCUGGGGAACAGCGGUGCGCCCGGCCCUGUGGCAGCCGCGGAGCGCGAGUGGGCGCGGCUGCGGGAGCAGAUGGGCGCGCUGGCCGAGCAGGGCCGGCGGCGUGAGCGCGAGCUGGCGCGGAGGGAGGCGGCCGUGGCCCGGGGCGAGCGCGCCCUGGAGCGCGGGCGGAGCGCGCUGCGGGCCCUGGAGCGCCGGCUGCAGGCGGAACGCGAGGCCCUGCAGACGAGGCUGCGAGAGCUGGGCUGGCCCUCCGCGCCGCCCCCGGCCUCCGUACCGAAAGAGGACCCCGAGGACCGGGUCGGGGACAGCUGCGUUGCCGCCAAGGUCCUGCUAUAGAGGUUGGCUGAUUCCACCGUGGGCCGCGAUAUGCCAAAUGCGGGGCCUCCCACGCAAAGUUCAUACCAGUGCGAAACCAAAACCACCACGUCACGGGUGCCUUUGACUUCCUGUGCCUUGACGCAUGUGAAAAACAGAGUCGCACAGAAGGGGAACCAAAGAGCCCCAGCAUCCUUGGUGCCAUAUCACUUGAGGCUGGUGACUGAAAGGACAGAAGCUGCUUUACACGCCAAAGACUCUUCACUCUGUGUGCUUUAUGCGCCGUGCCAGCCCAGGGAGGGCAUGGAAACACGGAUCACGGUUUUAACCAGUACGAGUUUUCCUCAACUCUUGGUGGAUAAUCUGCCCAGCGCUAAGUUGUGAAAAGGGGACUUUAGUUUCCAUGACUGCUUUCCACCCUGAUUCAUCUCUAGAACUUCAUCCGGGCAGUGUCCGAGUGCCUCCCACACGGUGCUCAUCCAGUGCAGGAAGCACCUGCACCUCAGCUAUCUUUUCCCUGAGUUACAACCCAACAGCAGGUGUAGCACAUUUCCGCCUUUCUUGCCUUAUACUUCCUGCCACUUGACUAGCAGGCCAUGACCUCAUCCCUUGUCACUAGAGUGCUUCCUUCUCCGUGUCUUCACCAUCCUGGCCCAAAGUUUAUAGCAUCCCUCCCAUCCAAAGCCACUUUCCUCUUCUGCGUUUACUGCCUCCGUCCCCGUCCCUAUUCGCCUCCCUUUCCCAAGCAACCCUCAGUCUCUCAGAAGAAAACGAAGACUCUCAGCUGACAGGGUGAAGCAGUCCCUGCUGCCUCCCCGCAGGUCAGCUUUCAUGGGUCACUCAGGUCUUUCCAAGUCACCACUCUCCAAAGACCAAACAGGACUUCUUUCUGCCUUUAUCUUCCUUAAUGUCUUGCUUCUUGAAAUCCCUCCUUUGGUAGGUGGAACAUGCUUUCCCUCCAACGAACUCCUUUUCAAGGUGUAGACCAGUUCACCUAACAAUUUUUCCUCAGGCCUCUUUAGUUUUCAAUUUUUUUCUGUUGAAAAUUCCCAAGCAUCCAGAAAGAGUUGAAAAGCUAGUACAAUAAAUACCAUAUGCAUCCCCUCCACCUAGACUGCACAGAGAUAAUGUUUUGCCUUAUUAUCACCACCCCGCCCAUGUGUAACCGCUUUUCAUCCCUAAGUAGUUUACCUUGUAUCUCCUAAGGAUAAAGAUAUUGUUGUCAUGGUUACAGUAUGAUUAUCAUACUUAAGAAUAUAAACAACUUCCUUUUAUUCUUUA